Gongylonema pulchrum is the source of this 282-nucleotide messenger RNA. Lineage: Eukaryota; Metazoa; Nematoda; Chromadorea; Rhabditida; Gongylonematidae. The record is from the annotation of a GenBank genome assembly.
AUGUUUUCGACGAGUGUUGUUGCACGAAAAUCGGUCUUCAAACGCUUGUCGGACCUGCUGGCAUUCUGCCUGAAAGAUUGUUUAUUUGACGAGAGAGAUCAGAAAAUGCCGAAAGAGAUCAAAGAAAUCAAGGAGUUUUUGAUGACAGCACGACGCAAGGAUGCGAAGUCGGUGAAAAUCAAGCGAAACCCGGACAAUGUGAAAUUCAAGGUGCGCUGCAGCAAAUAUCUCUACACUCUUGUCGUGCAGGUAAUCACUUUUCAGACUGAGGUGCCUCCAUGA